AUGAUUGAAACUCGUGUAGUGCACCCUGCUCUUGCUCACCACGGCAAGGACCUUGAGGGCCUUGUCGAUCAUAGCUUGAGGGUCGUCGCCCGCCGCGAGACUGCUGCUACUAAGCAGAAGAAGCAGAAGAAGCAGAAGAAGCAGAAGAAGCAGAAGAAGCAGAAGAAGCAGAAGAAGCAGAAGAAGCAGAAGAAGCAGAAGAAGCAGAAGAAGCAGAAGAAGCAGAAGAAGCAGAAGAAGCAGAAGAAGCAGAAGAAG
This is a messenger RNA of Emericellopsis cladophorae, 258 nucleotides long. RefSeq lists its product as uncharacterized. The record is from RefSeq and is a predicted model, not a curated record. NCBI's taxonomy places the organism in Eukaryota, Fungi, Ascomycota, Sordariomycetes, Hypocreales, Bionectriaceae. The annotation marks the transcript as partial. The transcript has 2 exons.